UCAGUAUAAAAAGCCUCCAAGGUCCUUCCGGAGUCUCCAUGUCCAUCGGGUUUUAUCUCCUAGAUAUAUUCUGUAAUAUUCUUCUUUUCUUGGCUUCGAAUUUCAUCUCCAACUUUAUCCGAUACUUCUUGCAUCCCUCAAACCUUUCAGCAAAUGAAGAAAGUGAUCUUGACAGUGCAAGUGCAUGAUGAGAAAGCAAAGCAAAAGGCCCUGAUGGCAGUUUCUGGUCUUCAAGGUGUUGAUUCAAUCUCCAUGGACAUGAAGGACAAGAAAUUGACGGUGAUCGGGAAUAUCGAUCCGGUUACUAUAGUAAGCAAGCUGAGGAAGCACUACAGCACAGAAAUAGUCUCUGUUGGACCAGCAAAAGAGCCCGAGAAGAAGAAGGAAGAACCGAAGAAAGAAGAGCCUAAGAAAGAUGAGAAAAAGAAGGACGAGGCGGCUGAGCUUGUGAAGCUCUACCAAGCUUAUAAUCCUUACAUGACCCAACACUAUUAUGUAAGAAGCGUAGAGGAGGAUCCUAACGGUUGUGUCAUUUGUUAAUUCUUAGAUCUCAUAAGAAUUAUAUUCAACAUA
Molecule: messenger RNA, 573 nt
Organism: Juglans microcarpa x Juglans regia
Lineage: Eukaryota; Viridiplantae; Streptophyta; Magnoliopsida; Fagales; Juglandaceae
Product: heavy metal-associated isoprenylated plant protein 39-like
Exons: 3
Coding region: 154-540 (128 amino acids)
Molecular function (GO): metal ion binding
Source: RefSeq, a predicted model, not a curated record